AGCAGCAACAAGAGGUCAUCCUCAUCAGCGACGGGACGGGUCAUCAGAUCGAGUCCCGAUGGACCUGUCGGACCCGGUCGUGAGAGCCGUGGUGGAGGAGGUCAUCGACCAGGUCGUGGCGCAGAUCGAAGAAGCGCUAGUCUGGGCCGCGGAGACGGUCGUCGACUCCACAGAGAACCUCAUCUCGACCGUCUUCCAAUUGGUGUCGAAAAACGACAAGGACGAGCCUUAUUCCAUCAAUGACAAAACCAUCAUCACGACGAGUCAUCGGCGUCGCAGCAGCAGCAGUAACAAACACAACAAUAAGUGCCGUCAUUAUCGUCGUCAUGCUGCCAAUGAAAAUAAUACCUGUAUAGCAGCCAGCAUCAGACCUCCAGCAACGCCGGAAUCAUGUCGUCGUAGUCGUCGUCGUGACGACGAUGAGGGCAUCACUCGUCGUGCGAAAUUAUCAGACGACGACGACUGCUUUGCAACAGCGCCUGAAGAUGGCGGCAAUUGCGACAGUGGCGUCGUCACGACGAACAUCACACACGACGACAGCUUCAUCAGCAGUAAUAAUGCGAGACGGAAGCUGAAAAAAGUCUUG
Notodromas monacha is the source of this 586-nucleotide messenger RNA. NCBI's taxonomy places the organism in Eukaryota, Metazoa, Arthropoda, Ostracoda, Podocopida, Cyprididae. The record is from the annotation of a GenBank genome assembly.